CGAAGCAGAGUGGUGUAAACAAAAGUGCUCCAGCUCGGUUUAUUUCGAAUUUUUGAGGACGAAACUGCUGUGGUAUCGUUUCUAGACAGGGAUUUAGUACACAGUUUGUUCAGACGUAACAUUGCACCAUGAACGCACCGCCAACCUUCGAAUCUUUCCUCCUGUAUGAAGGAGAAAAGAAGAUCAUCAAGGAGCUGGACAUGAAGGUGCCGAAUGCAGCCAUUUUCACAGUGAACAAGGAAGAUCACACCCUGGGAAACAUGAUUCGCAACCAGCUACUGAAGGACCCGAACGUCCUGUUUGCUGGCUACAAACUUCCCCACCCGCUCGAGCACAAGUUCGUACUGCGCAUCCAGACGACGUCGGAGUACUCGCCCCACGAAGCGUUCAUGAACGCCAUCACCGAUCUGCUUUCGGAGCUGUCUCUGUUCGAGGAACGGUUCCGGGAGGCGAUGAAAGAGAAGAAGGAAGGCGGCGAUUGAAAAGCAUCUCCCAAAACGCCGUUUGCCGCCGUUGGCUCGGCAGGCAGGAUUUCGGACCGGUCCCGCCGAAACGCCACUUUGGCCCGAGCAAGCCCGUGCCCGUGCGGCGGGAGAGAAUUUCAAACUGUGUAUGGUGUGGUGACCUAUAUAUUGUUUUCUUCCGUAUAAAUAUUGAAUUAUUCUAACUAGU
Molecule: messenger RNA, 672 nt
Organism: Anopheles bellator
Lineage: Eukaryota; Metazoa; Arthropoda; Insecta; Diptera; Culicidae
Gene: Rpb11
Product: DNA-directed RNA polymerase II subunit RPB11
Exons: 3
Coding region: 129-482 (117 amino acids)
Biological process (GO): transcription by RNA polymerase II
Cellular component (GO): RNA polymerase II, core complex
Molecular function (GO): DNA binding; protein dimerization activity
Source: RefSeq, a predicted model, not a curated record